UUUUUGGACACUGUGGUUUAUGGAAAAAGAUCAUAUCCUACCAUUCUCCUGCCACUGUAUUCUGUGACAUUCAAAUGUGGUGGCGUGAGGGUGAACUUUUAGACUCGAUGCCGCGCAAAACGAGCCUUAUUUUGAAAUGGUUACCAGAAGUACUUCCACACGCACGCGCGGCUUUUUCAGGCUCGCAUAUAGCAAAACUAAUGAAAUUAGUUUAGAAAAAUACACACUAUACACAUGAAGAAUCAUGCGCAUAACAAGUGCGACCCAUCCCGCGAUGAUCGGUACAUUUUGUAAAGGAUAAACCUUUCUUCCGGGGUUUUGCCCCGAUUUCCGGACUACUCGUUUGGUCCGAUUUUUUUACUUCCUUGUAGCGCCUGAGGAAGAAAAGAGAUGAGCGCGGGUCACGUCAGGAGGGUUCUCGGGGAUGUGGUUCCUGCGGUGACGAGCGGGAUCUUGUUGCUCAGCCUGACGUCGUGCGCGGUGUUCGCCCUCCAACGCUAUUUGGACUUGUCCCAGGGGAGCCUGAGCGUCGGGGCGAGUGUUUUUCUCCAAGGCCACGUGCACACACUCUUCACGUUCCCUUUCCACCACAGAACCGCCACCCAGCUGCUCCUCGGCAUCUGGGCCUUGCUGUUCCUCGGCGGUAGCCUGGAGAAAGCAUUUGGUACAGUUCGCUUCCUGUCUGCGUGCUUCGUGAUGUCCACCAUCAUAGGUUUGUCGUACGCCCUCCUGGAUCUGCUGCUGGGGCGCAGCGGCCCCGCGGAGGGCUUGGUACCGAUGGCCCUGGCUUGUGUGGCCGUGACCACCACGCACACAAAGAUGGCCAAAGGCUUCCUCUGUGGGGUGACUUUCCCCGCCGUGGUGCUCCCGUGGGCGUUCGUCCUCAUCGCCGGCGCGCUCAUUCCGCGCACCGCGCUCCCUUGCGGCGUCGUCGCCACGCUCGUCGGAUGGAUGCACGGAAGAGGAUGCUUCUCCCUCCUGGACCUCUCGGAGGUCAGGGCAGGUCUCGUGGAGAAGACGGCGGCUUUCCGUUCGCUGAGGAGCAUCAGGGUGGCGGCCUUUGUCCCGGCCUCCGCAGCGGAGAGGAGGAAAACGCUCCUUCCCCAAAUAAACCCGACACCGGGGUCUUACCCGGUACAGGCCUACGCGCCGGCGUCAUGCGCCAACGUGGCGGUCGGUGGGAACGCCAACAUGGUUGAGGGCUGGUCGAACGCUGCGCCUGCCGCAUCUGGACCUGCACCUUUCCCCGAUCCUCAAGUCCCUGCAACGGGCGUCGGUGUCACGAGUCACGGACACAACUGCGCACACAACCACGGCCAACUAUGAUUUGGUUUGCAUAAGCGUUGUAAACUUUAUGAUGUAAAUACUGCUUGGAACUGUGACAGGAUGGUGCGUUUGGAUAUCAGAUGGAUCAAAAUAAAGGAAUCUUAAACAAGUUCCGAAUACACUCCCAUUUGGCAACUGGUGCAAGCUACAAGAAAAUACAUAGUAUUUUUCCUCUAUUUUUUUUUUUUUUUUUAUAAUUUGGAGAAAAUACCAUCAGCUCAGUUUGUAAUAUCCACUUGUAAUAAACGUGCAAUUGUAAAACAACUUCAUGGACACCCUUUAUAUUUGGAACAUUAAUUCUACCCGUUUAACAACGCUUGUUCAUGACCUUUUCAAUAAGAUCCAUGUUGGAGCGCCAGUUGUUGUUUUUUUUUUUUUAA
Molecule: messenger RNA, 1706 nt
Organism: Syngnathoides biaculeatus (alligator pipefish)
Lineage: Eukaryota; Metazoa; Chordata; Actinopteri; Syngnathiformes; Syngnathidae
Gene: rhbdd2
Product: rhomboid domain containing 2
Exons: 1
Coding region: 391-1326 (311 amino acids)
Cellular component (GO): membrane
Molecular function (GO): serine-type endopeptidase activity
Source: RefSeq, a predicted model, not a curated record